This is a messenger RNA of Penicillium malachiteum, 1020 nucleotides long. RefSeq lists its product as uncharacterized. The coding region runs from base 1 to 1020 and encodes 339 amino acids. Gene Ontology annotation, cellular component: Golgi apparatus; cis-Golgi network; endoplasmic reticulum-Golgi intermediate compartment. Gene Ontology annotation, molecular function: antiporter activity. The record is from RefSeq and is a predicted model, not a curated record. NCBI's taxonomy places the organism in Eukaryota, Fungi, Ascomycota, Eurotiomycetes, Eurotiales, Aspergillaceae. Gene Ontology annotation, biological process: UDP-glucose transmembrane transport. The transcript has a single exon.
AUGUGUAAAUCCUCUGCACUCGCCUUCGUUCUUCUUUUCGCUUUCCUAUUUCGACUCGAGUCGCCUUCUGUUAAACUCAUUUUCAUUAUUGCCACAAUGACGAUUGGUGUGGUGAUGAUGGUCGCCGGCGAGACUGCGUUCAAUGCGCUCGGAUUCAGUCUGGUCAUCGCUUCUGCUUUCUUUUCUGGUUUCCGAUGGGGUCUCACACAAAUUCUCCUACUUCGCCAUCCAGCAACCUCUAACCCCUUCUCGACUCUUUUCCUUCUAACGCCCGUCAUGUUUGUUUCCCUCAUAGUCAUCGCUCUUACUGUGGAAGGCCCCACUGAGAUCCACAAGGGUUUCCUCGCCCUGACUGAACAGCAUGGAACUCUGUUCGGAACUGGUCUGCUAAUAUUCCCGGGAGUGUUGGCAUUCUGUAUGAUUUCAUCUGAAUUUGCCCUAUUAAAGCGCUCAUCGGUGGUUACCUUGAGUAUCUGCGGUAUUUUCAAGGAAGUAGUCACAAUUAGCGCCGCAGGUGUUAUCUUCCACGACCAAUUGACUCCCGUGAAUGUGACCGGACUGGUUGUUACUAUUGGCAGUAUCGCAUGCUACAACUAUAUGAAGAUUGCCCGCAUGCGCGCUGAAGCGCAGACUAGCUGGAGCCGUGAAGGCAGUCCAGAAUCUGAUACCGAGGAUACCGACCCCAGUGGAGGUGAAACCGGUGAAUACCACCGCGUUAUCAACCCUCCGACCAGCUCUUUGCCCGAUGGCCCUUAUGACGAUGACUUGCAUGCUUCUGGGUCGGGUGACCAGCGACGCUCGUUCCGUGUCCGCGCGAGCGGCGCUAUGCAAGGGUUGACCAUUUCCACAUCCACUAUUCCCGAGGAUGAUGGAGACUCCCCCAUCAAAUCCGCCCCUCCAAACAUUACCUCGAUGUCCGAUGCAUUCCACACACCGCUGCAACCCGAUCGACAUGCAUCUUCAGAUAUGCACUCCGCUUCGUCCACCCCGCCAGUCCGACAUCAAACCCCUAUGAACUAG